Molecule: messenger RNA, 9302 nt
Organism: Pecten maximus
Lineage: Eukaryota; Metazoa; Mollusca; Bivalvia; Pectinida; Pectinidae
Exons: 10
Coding region: 169-3450 (1093 amino acids)
Molecular function (GO): protein binding
Source: RefSeq, a predicted model, not a curated record
ACUUCACCUUACCUGUAAUGUUUACACGUUUGGACGGGAAACUGGGAAACGAGGCGUAGAAUUGUGUUUCUCAAUGGAAACGAUUUGUUUGCUUCCGAUCUUGGUCUAACAGUAUCAUGAUAUAUCUUUCACCUGUAGUCAUGUGACCCCUGGGUAUGAAUCGUAGUUAUGGGUGCCAUCCCUAAUGACAUCCACCAAGCCAUUGAAAUACUCAAGACCGAUCCCGACAGGGCACAUUGGUCGCACAGAAGGUGCAUCUGUCUCACCAAAACCAGCAACGGAAAACUUGGCAUCAAGGUCGACAUUAUUGAGGGAAAUAAAGAGACAUUUUCAAUUGUGACCAAGGUAAAGCCUGAAUGCUGUCUCGGUCGAGGUGAUGUCCUGCAUUUGCUUGACCGUAUCCUGUUUAUAAAUCGACAGGACGUGAGAUUACUCGCCCCAAAUCAGCUGUGGAAAUUCUUAUCGAGCCUGUCCACCCCAGUCAUAGAGGUCCUCGUCUGCUCCCUAGUCAGCAUCAGCAGCAAACGCAGUCGGGACCAGGUGUCCAACAGCAGUUGUCGGUCCUUUACAGGUAUGCGUAAGGGUCCUGAUAACAAACGACGCCCUGUCGAGUCAGAACCUCUCCUGCAGGGACAGGAGGGGCAACAGUCACCAGAGAUUCGACCAUUCCUGGAUAGCAACGGUCUCCGGUCCGGUUCAUGUGAUGAAAAUUGGACGACAUCCCUGCCUACUGUGGACAGCAGGACGCAAGCUAUUACCGAUAUCAACGGCCGCACGUGCAGUUCUCUUCCUGCGACCAUGAGUAGCCAACUAUUGGUGAAACCCAGUACCAACACAAAUGACCUGUUGCGGUUCCCACACUUCAUUCACUGGGACCCAAUCACGAAGACAGUGUCCCUUACACGGGGAGCUAGAGGCUCAUUUGGUUUCAAAUUCAAGGUCAAGAUGUCAAAGAAUGCUGACGACCUGUACACACUUGUGGAGUGUAUCACACCUGAGGGGCCAGCAGACGGUAAACUCAUGGUCGGUGACUGGAUCCGCUCCGUCAAUGGUCAGCCCCUCCAGAGUCCUCGGGAGGCUAGCAGCAUACCAGAGCUUUUGGCUAAGGAGACAACAGUACGGAUAGUCCUGCAGCGCCCUGAAGGUCUGUCACAGAACAUCUUCCCACCUACGCCAUCCUUGCCAGACCCCGAUGUGCAUUAUCCAUCAGUCCCUGGUAAUCCUCUGGCCUCUGAACAACCCAAGAUGCCUGCAUAUCAACGGCUUCCAACCCACAACUCAGGAAAGGGACGGCCUGUCUCGUGUGACACUGUCCAGCGAGGUGGUAAAAGCUACCGUGUCACCCCUCUGCCCGAGAGCAGCGAUCCUCAGGACCCACAGGAUAUCAGUGUCGACCUGUUCGAGUUGAACAGGACUGUGAACCUACCAAAAGUGCGCGUGUUUCUGUGUGGUAGUGAGGCUCGGGCCUUGGCUCGCCUGCUUCUGCCAGGCGUGUUAUCUUCUCAGUCGGACAAUAGUAGCGGCUUGUACCAGUGUAUCAAGUGCACCAUGGGAAUGGACCGGGAAGGUGCCAUCAGUUUCACUUCCUGGUCCUCGUUUGAUUAUCUCGUCAACGACGAAUCAUCGUCAAGGUUACACGCUAGCAAUGAAUCUUUAACAAAAAGCGACAUAUUCAGAGACCGUGACGAGACUAGCUCGUUCAUACAUAACGGUUCCAUUAAUGUGGAACUCUUCAUUAUGCCCGAUGAUCGGUUUACGCCUGAGGACAAAUUUUUCCAUCAUUGUUGCCAGUAUUUAUUCACACGGACAAGUAUAUUUGUGUUGACAUUCGACGGGGCAAAAGUUGUGACAUCCACACAUACAGAGAUUCAGCGUCUCCAGAAUGUGAUUCAUACGAUCCGAUGUUUCGAUGGCUAUGAGUGCCCGAUUCUGACGUAUGGCUUGUUGUACAAUGAUGCCACUGUAGGUGUAGAUGAAGUACGCACACUCUUCUAUCUGCCAUUCGGACAACAGAUACAAAAAUACAACGUCCCAAUGCCAGAACUUUUCUGCCCGGGGGUCGAUGGCACAGAGGCCAAAGAUGUAAGCCGUCGUCUCCAAAGGGGACUCUGGAAGGUUCUAGGUGAAAUGACACUAAAGCAGAAGAUAUCGCUGCCGUCUGUGGCGAUGAUGCUUCAGUUUGAGGCAGUGAGAAGCGGGGAGCAGAAGCUGUUUAUUGAUGAGGUGGAAUUCUCAGGGAUGUACCAGGACGAAGUCCCUGGAGGGGGCCAGGACCUUCAGCAGAUCGUCUGGACCGACCUAAAAAAUGUUGGCGAAAUUCUGUCCUCAAAAGCCGCACCUUUGACAUUGCCACAUGUUCAGCACCUUGACAAGUUUUUGUUCAUCGACCCAAAAGUUCUAUUGGACUGUGUACAGAAUGUCAAUGUGUUUCUACAACAGCUCAAGGGAGUACAGUCCCUAGAGGGUGCCCGUCAGAAGGGAGUGCGGGGCCUCAGUACUGGUGUCAUCACAGAGGAAGAUCUCAUAGAUAUCAUUUCUCAGCAGUGUCACAACAACUCUGUAGAAAAAAUCAUCCAUUUACUAGAAAUAUUCGGACUUAUUUUCCGUCAGAAAUCCCCUUGCACCGAUUCAGGAGGCAUGAAUUAUUUAGUACCGUAUUUGAUCACUGAUCAAAGUACACUAGCGCCCCCUACCACAGAGCCGACAGAACUGUGCCUGUAUGUAGAUUUCCGCACACACACCUCGAGCCUAGUGUUUUACCAGCUAGCCUUCGCCAUCAACAACAGUAGUGACAGUCACAGCCUUACGAUGAUAGGACCAGCUUCCUGUUGUCUCUCCCACCUGGGCUACGACCUCACCCUUCAUCAUCACAAGCUUCGUGAUCGGAUACAGAUCAACCUUGCUAGGUCAGAAGCAGCCGCUAAGCCGUAUGUGUUGUACCAGUGGCUGCACAAGGUGUGUAAGGCUACCCUGGGGUCGGAGGUCAAGUACGUCUUAGGUCCAUCAUGUCCGCUUCAGGAAAGGUGUUUUUUCAUCAGCCAACACCACUCAGACAUGCAUGUGCUCGACCUUAGUAAACGACAAAUAUGCUGCAGCGAGAAGCUCGAAAAUCAUCGCAAAGUCAAGUUAUGGCUCUCAAAUAUGAUUGGGAAGUAUGUGAAUGAAUUGCCGCAUACCAUUCUGAGGAUGAUUAGCCAGAAGCUACACCUAAAUACUACGUUUGGUAAUGACUGGAAGCUCCUUGGAGGAUUAUUGGGCCUGACCGGUGAUAAGAUUGCUCUUUAUGACACGCACAAAGAGCCUGCUUACCAGCUUCUGAUGGACCAAGGUCGAAGUCACCGCCUCACUCUGGCCCUGCUUCUGGAACUUCUUCAGCACCCAGACAUGGAGCGUCGCGAUAUCACUAGUGGGAUCGAAGACUGGCUUGAUAGUAGCCCACAGACACCCUGAGAUGUUAACCUUGUGUUGUGUUAAACAGACACCCUGAGAUGUUAACCUGGAGUUGUGUUACACAGACACCCUGAGAUGUUAACCUGGUGUUAUGUUACACUGACACCCCGAGAUGUUAACCUGGUGUUAUGUUACACUGACACCCCGACAUGUUAACCUGGUGUUGUGUUACACAGACACCCUGACAUGUUAACCUGGUGUUGUGUUACACAGACACCCCGAGAUGUUAACCUGGUGUUGUGAUACACUGACACCCUGACAUGUUAACCUGGUGUUGUGUUACACAGACACUGACAUGUUAACCUGGUGGUGUGUUACACUGACACCCUGAGAUGUUAACCUGGUGUUGUGUUACACAGACACCCUGAGAUGUUAACCUGGUGUUGUGUUACACAGACACUGACAUGUUAACCUGGUGUUGUGAUACACAGACACCCUGAGAUGUUAACCUGGUGGUGUGUUACACAGACAUCCUGAGAUGUUAACCUGGUGUUGUGUUACACUGACACCCUGACAUGUUAACCUGGUGUUGUGAUACACAGACACCCUGAGAUGUUAACCUGGUGUUGUGUUACACUGACACCCUGAGAUGUUAACCUGGUGGUGUGUUACACAGACACCCUGACAUGUUAACCUGGUGGUGUGUUACACAGACACCCCGAGAUGUUAACCUUGAGUUGUGUUACACAGACACCCUGAGAUGUUAACCUGGUGUUGUGUUACACAGACACCCUGAGAUGUUAACCUGGUGUUGUGUUACACUGACACGCUGACAUGUUAACCUGGUGUUGUGUUACACUGACACCCUGAGAUGUUAACCUGGUGUUGUGUUACACAGACACACUGACAUGUUAACCUGGUGUUGUGAUACACUGACACCCUGACAUGUUAACCUGGUGUUGUGAUACACAGACACCCUGAGAUGUUAACCUGGUGGUGUGUUACACAGACACCCUGAUAUGUUAACCUGGAGUUGUGUUACACAGACACACUGAGAUGUUAACCUGGUGUUGUGAUACACUGACACCCUGAGAUGUUAAACUGGUGUUGUGUUACACAGACACCCUGACAUGUUAACCUGGUGUUGUGUUACACUGACACCCUGACAUGUUAACCUGGUGUUGUGAUACACUGACACCCUGAGAUGUUAUCCUGGAGUUGUGAUACACUGACACCCUGACAUGUUAACCUGGUGUUGUGAUACACUGACACCCUGAGAUGUUAAACUGGUGUUGUGUUACACAGACACCCUGACAUGUUAACCUGGAGUUGUGUUACACAGACACCCUGAGAUGUUAACCUGGUGUUGUGUUACACAGACACCCUGAGAUGUUAACCUGGUGUUGUGUUACACAGACACUGACAUGUUAACCUGGUGUUGUGAUACACAGACACCCCGAGAUGUUAACCUGGUGGUGUGUUACACAGACACCCUGAUAUGUUAACCUGGAGUUGUGUUACACAGACACACUGAGAUGUUAACCUGGUGUUGUGAUACACUGACACCCUGAGAUGUUAAACUGGUGUUGUGUUACACAGACACCCUGACAUGUUAACCUGGUGUUGUGUUACACUGACACCCUGACAUGUUAACCUGGUGUUGUGAUACACUGACACCCUGAGAUGUUAUCCUGGAGUUGUGAUACACUGACACCCUGACAUGUUAACCUGGUGUUGUGAUACACUGACACCCUGAGAUGUUAAACUGGUGUUGUGUUACACAGACACCCUGACAUGUUAACCUGGAGUUGUGUUACACAGACACCCUGAGAUGUUAACCUGGUGUUGUGUUACACAGACACCCUGAGAUGUUAACCUGGUGUUGUGAUACACAGACACCCUGACAUGUUAACCUGGUGGUGUGUUACACUGACACCCUGAGAUGUUAACCUGGGGUUGUGUUACACAGACACCCUGAGAUGUUAACCUGGUGUUGUGUUACACUGACACCCUGACAUGUUAACCUGGUGUUGUGUUACACAGACACACUGAGAUGUUAACCUGGUGUUGUGUUACACUGACACCCUGAGAUGUUAACCUGGUGUUGUGUUACACAGACACCCUGACAUGUUAACCUGGUGUUGUGUUACACAGACACCCUGACAUGUUAACCUGGGGUUGUGUUACACAGACACCCUGAGAUGUUAACCUGGUGUUGUGUUACACUGACACCCUGAGAUGUUAACCUGGUGUUGUGUUACACAGACACACUGAGAUGUUAACCUGGUGGUGUGAUACACAGACACACUGACAUGUUAACCUGGUGUUGUGUUACACAGACACCCUGAGAUGUUAACCUGGUGGUGUGUUACACUGACACCCUGACAUGUUAACCUGGUGUUGUGAUACACAGACACCCUGAGAUGUUAACCUGGUGUUGUGAUACACAGACAACCUGAGAUGUUAAUGUUGAGAUGUUAAUCUGUGGCUCUGGUACAGUAUUCUGACUAUUAGUAAACAUUUGGGCUGGAAUUCCCAGAUUUAAAUGGAAAUUUUACCUCAGUUAUGUUCUUGUCAGGUAAUUAAUAUAUAAGAGGGGAAUACUGAUUCCUUAGAACUAGAACUCUGACAGCCAAAAUGGCCAACAUAUUGAAUUCCAGAUAACCAAGUCCUAAAUCCUAAUGGACACCCUAUUUCCUCUACACUCUCUGGUGUCCAUGUCAAAGUUGGUUAUUUUUUUCUUUUGCUGAAUUAUAUUAAUUAAUAUAUAUUAGGUACAUCAUGUAUAUCUAUAUGUAUUUCUUUUUAUUUUAUUUAAGUAUUUGGACAUAGAUGAUAGAUAAUUCAAGGUAUAGAAAGAAGCAAGAAUAGAAUUUAAAAAAAAAAAAAAGAAUUUCAAGUAUUUUUUUCAUGUAUAACAUUCAACAUUUUUAUCAGGAUGGACAUUUCAGGUGAAAUUCAAAACAAAAAACCAAUAUAACAGGUUUUUUUUGCUUUAACUUAAAAAAGAAGACACCCCAGUCGUUGUUGUUACGUUUUGUCUUCACCAUGUUCAUAAUGUGGGACCACUUUAGAAUUAUUCCAGUAAGUAAAAUUGCCUCCACAUAUCAUUGGCACUAUAUAUAUACUCAUCAGAGUCUCUGGGACUGGCAAAAGGGGAACACUAACAUUAUCAUAAUUAUGUUGACUUCACGUGUACUUGUCAGUAAAUGAAAUAUACAGGGAAGUUCAUUGUAUGAUAAAUGUAGAUAUUUCUUGAUUUAGUUCUCAUUUUUUUCUUUUUUUUAAUGUUUGUUUUUUAAGCAGAGAGCUUUGUGGAUGCAUUUGUGUUUUCUGUAUUGUUCAGCAAAAUUUUUUGUGAUGUCAUUUUCAUCACUGUGCUACUUAAAGAUUCAUACCAUUGAGUAUGUGUUAAAUUUUGAUUGCACCACAAUCUGUACUAUUAUGUUAACAGUAUUCUAUACCUCACAAUCAUACACAGAUUUACUUAUUAUUCUGUAUAAAUGUGACAUUUCAUUAUUAUUAUUCCCUCCUGAAUGAAGUUCGGUGAUCUGAUAUCAGUAUUGAUAAAGGUCAGGUCAGCAUGAUAGUUAGAUCUAUGCAUGUUAAUCUGUGUUGUCAUGGUAACCUGUGUCAUAUUAGCAGUCUGUGUUGUCACAGCAACCUGUGAUGUCAUUGCAGCCUGUGAUGUCAUGACAACAUGUGUUGUCGUAUCAAUCUAUGAUGUCACAACAGCCUGUGAUGUCAUGGCAGCCUGUGGUGUCACAACAACCGGUGAUGUCAUGGCAACCUGUGCUGUCAUAUCAACCUAUGCUGUUGAUGCAGCCUGUGUUGUCAUGGCAACCAGGGUUUCCAAGGCAGCCAGUAUGUUGCCAUGGCAGCAUGUGUUGUUGAUGCAGUCAUUGUAUUGUCAUAGCAACCAAUGUGUUGUUACAGCAACCUAUGUUAUCCAGGCAGCUGAGCUGUCAAGAUAUUGUGAUACAUCACUUAAAAGAGGUAAAUAGCUUUAUGUUAUAAAUCUUUUAUGUAAUUCAAAAUGGCGAAAAUGCUAUGUAUAACAGUAUUUAGAUAUUGUGUGAUAGUAAUAUGUGCUAACUCUAUCUACUAAUAUUAUUUUGUAUGUUAAAUACUUAUAUCAAAGCAUUAAGUUGCAAUAAAAUUGUAAAUAUCAUAUAAUGAUAUACCCACAAGUUUAUUUUGUUUAAAGUUUGUACAGUAAGUUAGAUAUGUACAUGUGCUAUUAUAUGUUUUUGAUUUAGUCUUGGUCUGGUAUUAUAGAAAUAUUGAUAUAUAAUAUAUAUAUAAUAGCUUUCCACAAUAUAUAUAUAAUAGAAUUAUAAUAUCCUUCCAUGCCUGGUUUAUAGACGUGAUAGUAUUAUGAAUGGUGUAUUAAGUUUGUUCACAUGACUGUUACAGUGUCUUUAGAUCCUACAUGAUCACCUAUCAUAGAGGUCACAUGACCUCUCUGAUACAGUCAUGUGAUGUAGAGGUCACAUGACCUCUCUGAUACAGUCAUGUAAUGUAGAGGUCACAUGACCUCUCUGAUACAGUCAUGUAAUGUAGAGGUCACACAACCUCUCUAAUACAGUCAUGUAAUGUAGAGGUCACACAACCUCUCUGAUACAGUCAUGUAAUGUAGAGGUCACACAACCUCUCUAAUACAGUCAUGUAAUGUAGAGGUCACAUAACCUCUCUGAUACAGUCAUGUAAUGUAGAGGUCACAUAACCUCUCUAAUACAGUCAUGUAAUGUAGAGGUCACAUAACCCCUCUAAUACAGUCAUGUAAUGUAGAGGUCACAUAACCUCUCUGAUACAGUCAUGUAAUGUAGAGGUCACAUAACCUCUCUGAUACAGUCAUGUAAUGUAGAGGUCACACAACCUCUCUGAUACAGUCAUGUAAAGUAGAGGUCACAUAACCCCUCUAAUACAGUCAUGUAAUGUAGAGGUCACAUAACCUCUCUAAUACAGUCAUGUAAUGUAGAGGUCACACAACCUCUCUGAUACAGUCAUGUAUUGUAGAGGUCACAUGACCUCUGGUACAGAUCCAACACUGAAGCAUUGUAAAAGUCACAUGGUCUCUGGUACAGGUUCUACACUGUGGGGUAUUGUAGAGGUCAAAGGUCACAUGAUCAUGACCUGACCUCUAGUAUAGGUCCUACACCAUCGUGUAUUGUAGAGGUCACACAGCCUCUGGUACAGAUCCUACACUGGUGUGUAUUGAAGAGGUCACACAGCCUCUGAUACAGAUCCUACACAAUUGUGUACUGUAGAGGUCACAUGACCUCUGGUACAGAUCCUACACCAUCGUGUACUGUAGAGGUCACAUGACCUCUGGUACAGAUCCUACACAAUUGUGUACUGUAGAGGUCACAUGACCUCUGGUACAGAUCCUACACAAUUGUGUACUGUAGAGGUCACACGACCUCUGGUACAGAUCCUACACCAUCGUGUACUGUAGAGGUCACAUGACCUCUGGUACAGAUUCUACACAAUUGUGUACUGUAGAGGUCACAUGACCUCUGGUACAGAUCCUACACAAUUGUGUACUGUAGAGGUCACAUGACCUCUGGUACAGAUCCUACACCAUCGUGUACUGUAGAGGUCACAUGACCUCUGGUACAGAUCCUACACAAUUGUGUACUGUAGAGGUCACAUGACCUCUGGUACAGAUCCUACACAAUUGUGUACUGUAGAGGUCACAUGACCUCUGGUACAGAUCCUACACUUUAGUAAAGGAUUAGGAGAUUAUACAAACAUCUAUCCCCAUUAGUGACAUGCUGAUGUUAUGUUUAAAUAUAUAAAUACUGUGGAGAGUACCAUAACAUUUUUUGUUCACUUUGUUUGGUGAAUAGCUGUAUAAUGUACGCUUGAUGUAAAUUGUGAUCUGAAACUAAUAAAUACAUUAAAAUUUU